AUGAGGGACCAUCCGUUGGUGCCCAAUGUGUUUCGUGUGGCCUCCACACAUAGCAUCAAUAGCGAGAAUCCCUAUAGCAAUGCUUACAAGUUAGCUAAGAACGCUAGCUGCAACACACAGCAGCAGCCGCCAAUUGCUCUGCAUCAGCUGACCACCAGUGCUUCCAUUGAGCACAGUCAUCCUUCGCAGCAGCUACAGCUGCAACAUCAACAGCAGCAGCAGCAACACUCUCCGUAUGCCACAUUGCCGCGUGGCCAGCGUUUGGCUCAGGACCAACAGCAGCAGACUGGCGUGAUCAAUACCAUUUCCGGCAGUAUUCCGGCCACUGGAUUUGGCACAAUGUCUGGCAGUUUCAGUGAAUUGCAUAUUAACAAUAUCAGCAAUAUGGGAAAUCAUAAUGGCAGCAGCAACAGGAGCAACAGCAACCACCGACGGCAGCAGCAGCAGCAGCGACAGGUGUCCGCUUUGGGUCACUACAAGCCAGCCAAGGAGCUGCAGCAGCAGCAGCAACAUCAAAAGCAACAGCAACAGCAGCAACAUCAGCAGCAGCAACAAAAUCAUAGUCAGCAGCAGCAACAUCAGCUGCAACAUCGUCUAGGAACGGGUGUUGGUGGUGGCAUUACCGAUCCACAGGGUAGAAUCACCAGCAUGGGCCAUGUUAGUGGGAGUUACCUGUGGCUCCUCACACCUGUUGCUGCCAGCAUUUCGGUGGCCAUUGUCAUCGCCGCCCUUGCCGGACCUCAGUGGCUUUUUACGGAGGAAAAGCUGCCCAAUUACAAGUACAAUGGGACUGCCAAUAUAAAUGCUAUGGACGAUGGCGCCUAUGUCACCAAGUACACAAAGUCCAGCCUGUGGAUACUGUGCAACACGCAGCCAGGACUCGAUGUCGAUUCUUAUAACUGCAUUAAGAUCGAUUAUUUCCCCAAGGAGGGGUAUCAACCGGAUCCGCACGACUCAACUGCUGCAAUACCCUAUACUGUAACAAAGUCGUGUCCGAUUUUUCUGGCCGCUGGGGUUUUUCUGAUGAUCAGCUUCGUAGUCUUUCUGAUCCCCACAUGCUCGCAUCGAAAUAAUCUGUAUUACUUCAGUGCCGGCAUUCUAUUUAUUGUAAGCGGUCUGGUAAUGCUGAUUGGACUGAUUGCCUAUAUAUCAAUACUGAAGGCAGAGAUUGGGUCCAAGCUGCGACCCCGAUCCCCCCUUCAGCCGGCCCUCGUCAAGGUCACAUAUGGCCAGAGCUUCUUCCUUUUCGUCUUUGGAUUUAUUGUCACCGAAUUUGUGGGUGUAUUAAAUAUAUUUCUUUUUAUAAACCUGCAGGAGGUCAGCUACUACAGUCGGCUGCCCUGCUUCAGCGUGGCCAAUAUGCAGGCCAAGUUCAAGGAGGGCCAGCAGCACCCCAUGAGCCACUCCUACAAGCGAUACAAGCAGCCCGGCAACGCCGGCAGCCAGGAAGGACUCAGUGUGCAGAACCGCAAUAGCCGGGACAUGCUGCAGCCACAAAGGAACAAUCACCAGGAGGCGGUAAUGCCGCAGCAGCAGCAGUCCGGCAUCCUACGGAGCACCACCGUCAAUGCCCGACAGCAUCAGGUGCAUGAUGCGCGGCGUGGCUUGCCAGGACAUCUUGGACAGCAGAUGGGCUAUCCCGGGCAGGCGCAGACCCUGCCGGGAGCCUGUCGCAAGCAUCCAAAUGCUGGAUCGAACUUGAACCUAAACAACGAUCUGGCAAGGCGCUUCUACUUUGAGAAGCCGGCAGUCUCCAAGUGCAACCUACACUCUCGCAGCUUCGCCAAGUCUUUGAACGAACUCUGCAGCGAGACGUCCGUUCCUGCCCCCAUGCCUGAUCCUCUGCCUGCUCCUGCCCUUUUUGCUGAUUUGCCGCAGGAAUUUCCCCUGACCCGUUCGGUGUCCACUGCCACGGAUAUUUAUACUGCACCACCAGCCCCAGCACCAUCUAACACCCAGAUGAAGGGGAAGCAGCAGCGGAACAUGGCCACCAAUACCAGAUCAAGGUCGGGUUCGGGUCCGGGUCCGGGUCCGGGUCCGGGUCCUGGUCCAGACGAUGCCCAGUCGCGUUUAUGCGGCCUGAAGCGGGGACUGCGUAAGACCAAGGACGAACUGUUUCAGGAGUUUUGCCGCAGAGCCGGGAUGCGCAGCAAGCCGAAGAAUAUCUACUACAUCAGUGGCGGAGACGAAGGCGAGGAAGAAGGCCAGGGCGAAGACGGGGUCAAGCGGGAGGAUCCCCUUGCCAGUCCAGGUCCAAAUCGAAAUCCCAAUACAGACAAUGACGAUGAUGAUGCCGAUGGGGAUGAUCACGGUUUUAGGCAGUUCCGCUUGGAGGAGGACCACCUUUAUGUUGUGGGAGAUCAUGCCCAGCUGGUGGUGCCGCGUCGGUCGUCGAUGUGCGUUGAUUCCAUGGGUCAGACAUUGCGCCGUUUGAACUCGAACCUUUCGCUGCACACGGAUCCCAGCUAUCCUGGAGUGGGUGGUUAUCCCAAUAUGCGUAUGUCCCUGCCGCCGGCCAGUGAUCUUGGCCAGAGCCGGACCCUGCCGCGCUGCUUCCUCCGCCAGUCGUCUGAUUCCCUGCAAAGUGGCUUCGGCCUGGGUUCCAGCCAGCAGAGGUUCUCACAAUUGAUGUUGAACUCCCAGACGAAGCAGCCCCAGCAAAACUGCUACCUAUCCACCUUGGCCUUGCCGCAGGUCUCGCAGGCUCCUCCGCCGCCGCCUCCCAAAUCUCAGGUGCAAUGGCCAGCGGCGAUACCCUCGUCGCCGUCAAACUACUCGAAUGGCUACCAGCAGCACCCGCAGCCGAUAUACCCGACAUCCGGUGGAGUGAUGGGACCAGGAACCACCACCACCACCGGAGUCGUCGGACAGCCGGCAAAAUUCCAACGGGGCUAUGCCUUCGAUGAUCCCCAAAGGCGAUCCAGUUUCGUGAGUGAAGCCUUCGAUCUCGAUGAAAUCGAAAGGGAGAGGCGGCGCUCCCAUGCCAGUCUCUUUGGCAUCAAUCAAAUAGAUCCCUAUGACCUCAUCAAUGGCACAGCCGUCUAAGGAAAUACUAAUGCCAUUCUAGCCUAUCCAAGAACUAAAACCGAAAAGCAUAACACCAAAGAGAAUAUAAAGAACAAGGUGCAUAACGGCCAAGCAUGUGAGCCUCAGUUAAGACUCGUCUAAUGUCUAAUUAGGAGCGUUUACAGGCAGAUCUAGAAUGCUUGAGAAUACGUGUAAACUCAUGCGUAGUUUUAAGAGAGUGCUAACUGUCUCUCUUUCUCUCUCAUUAUUCAACAAACUUUCAAGAGAGUUCUAAAUUGGAGUAUGGCGUUACGCAUCUUAUUAUUCAUAUUGCCUUUGGCGGAAACAUGAGCUCAUUACCCCCAAUAAGUAAUGUUUUUA
Messenger RNA from Drosophila kikkawai, 3387 nucleotides. It is a transcript of the gene stg1, whose product is annotated as stargazin-like protein. Gene Ontology annotation, cellular component: postsynaptic density membrane; AMPA glutamate receptor complex. Gene Ontology annotation, biological process: neurotransmitter receptor internalization; transmission of nerve impulse; regulation of AMPA receptor activity. The record is from RefSeq and is a predicted model, not a curated record. NCBI's taxonomy places the organism in Eukaryota, Metazoa, Arthropoda, Insecta, Diptera, Drosophilidae. Gene Ontology annotation, molecular function: channel regulator activity; voltage-gated calcium channel activity.